Molecule: messenger RNA, 1176 nt
Organism: Egretta garzetta (little egret)
Lineage: Eukaryota; Metazoa; Chordata; Aves; Pelecaniformes; Ardeidae
Product: ammonium transporter Rh type B-A
Exons: 8
Biological process (GO): ammonium transmembrane transport; ammonium homeostasis
Cellular component (GO): plasma membrane
Molecular function (GO): ammonium channel activity
Source: RefSeq, a predicted model, not a curated record
AUGCCCGAGCACACCGCCGCCUCCAGGCUCCGGCUUUCCGGGCUGUGCUUCCUCCUCCAAAUCCUCACCAUCCUCCUCUUCGCCGUUUUUGUUCGCUACAGCCCAGAGAGCGGCCCCGGGCUCUGCUCCCAGCAGCCCAACUGCAGCUGGAGGAACCAGGACUCGGGUUUGCAGCACCCCCGUUUCCGAGAUGUCCACCUCCAAGCUCUCCUUGGCUUCGGGCUCCUGGUGGCCUUCCUCGGGCGCUACGGGCCAGGCAGCAUGGCCAUCAGCAUCCUCGUCACAGCCUUCGCCAUCCAGUGGACCAUACUGAUCCAGGGCUUUUUAUACUUUUUCCUCAACAGCAAAAUUUCCGUGGGCGCUCAGAGCAUGGUCAGCGCCGACUUCUGCACCGCGGCCGUUCUGAUCUCCGCCGGCGCGGUUCUGGGCAGAGUGAACCCCGUCCAGAUGCUGCUGCUGACGCUGCUGGGGGUCACCCUCUUCACUCUCAACGAAUACAUCCUGCACAGCCUCAUGGGGGUAAGCGACAGCGGAGGCUCCUUGACCGUCCACACCUUCGGAGCUUAUUUUGGGUUGAUGGUUUCACGGAUCUUGCACCAGCCCCACAUGGACAAGAGCAAAGAGCAGCAGAACACGGGGCACCAGCCAGAUGGCUUCACUGCGGUUGGAACCAUCUACCUGUGGAUCUUCUGGCCCAGCUUCGCCUCAGCCACCACGGCCCGUGACAACCCCGAGCCCUGGGCAGUGCUCAACACCUACUUCUCGCUGGCAGCAAGCACCAUGGCCACCUUUGUCCUCUGGCCCAUCCUCCACGAGGAGGGCACGCUGCGGACGGUUCAGAUCCAGGAUGCCGCCUUGGCCGGCGCAGCUGUGAUGGGUAUGGCUGGGGAGAUGCUGGUGGCACCCUUUGGGGCCCUCAUCGCAGGGUUUCUGGCCGGCCUGAUCCCUCCCCUGGGCUUCAGAUUCCUCACGCCCAUCCUGUGCUCCAGGCUGAAAACCCAGGACGCGUGUGGGGUUCACAACGUCCACGGGCUCCCGGGGAUCCUGGGCGCUUUGCUGGGGACGCUGCUGACGGCGCUGGCCACCGCAGAUGCUUACGGUGGAGCCCUCCUGAAAACGCAGGGGCUGAGACCCCCCCCGGACAGGCGGUACCUGGCAAACACAGACCUCUGGGAG